UGCAUCUUAUGGGUUCCCUGUGUGGUUCGGUCGUAGUUUUCAACAUGGCGGAUAAUUUUGAACUUCUUACUUCCUUCGAAGUCCUCGGUGACAUUCCAGUAAAAAAAUACCGAUCUAAGCGAACUGGAAUACAGUUCUGUUUUGCUCAGGUUCGAGGUCCGCUCGUGAACGGCUUUCUCUGUCUGGCUACAGAAGCCCAUGAUGAUGAUGGCCUCCCUCACACCUUAGAACACCUGGUCUUCAUGGGAAGCGAGCAGUACCCCUACAAGGGCUUGCUAGACUUGCUGGCCAAUCGAUGCCUGGCCCAGGGUACCAAUGCCUGGACAGCAACUGACCACACCUGCUAUACCAUAGAGACAGCGGGAAGUGAAGGGUUCAUCAACUUGCUACCAAUCUAUCUUGACCAUGUGCUCUACCCCACGUUGACGGAGUCUGCAUACAUCACUGAAGUCCAGCACAUCAACGGAGAGGGUGAGGAUGCAGGUGUGGUGUAUUGUGAGAUGCAGGCCAGAGAGAACUCUGGUAACAGCAGAACACACCUAGCACUUCUCCGCAACCUCUACCCCGGGCAUUGUGGGUUUAAGUCUGAGACAGGAGGAAUUAUGGAAAACCUGAGAACAUCAUGCAGCCAUAAAAAAGUCUGUGACUACCACCAUCAAUUCUACCGUCCAGACAACCUAUGCGUGGUUAUCACAGGCCAAGUGGACCCAGAGAAGGUCUUUGAAGCACUAACACCAUUUGAAGAUCGCAUUCUUGUCAAGUCUAUUGACCUUGUAUUGCAGGGCCAACUACCACCUCAUGUACGACCAUGGCAGGACCCCGUCCCUCCCCUCCCUGUUACAACAGACGUGACUAUCCCCUUCCCCACCGAGGAUGAGUCAUCUGGGAUGGUACUACUCGGCUGCCGCGGGCCACCGUCCAGUGACAGGCGGCACAUGGCAGCCAUGCAAAUAAUGUUGGAUUACCUCACAGACUCUUCCAUAUCACCUCUACAGAAAAACCUGGUGGAGAUAGCUGACCCAUUCUGUAGUGAUGUCGGUUACCAAGUGAUUGAACACAGUGAGUGCUGUGUUUACAUCAAAGCGAUGGAUGUCCCCUCUGACAAACUGUCUGGGGCACGGCAGAAGAUCAUUGAAGUCAUUAGUAGUAUAGCAGAUGGAAGUGAAGCCCUGGACAUGACUCGCAUGGCCACCGUGAUCCACAGAGUGAUUCUUGAUACCAAAGACAAGAUAGAGAACGACCCCCAUGACACCUUUGCGGACCUGGUCAUUUACGACUUCCUGUACUCUCACAGCAGCAAAGAGCUGGAGAAAAGGGCUGAUUUCAUACAUGAGCUGACAUCACUGCAGUCAGAGGGAGAGCAGUACUGGAAGGAAUUUCUCAAGUCAUACUUUGUGAAAGCACCUCUGGUUAUGGUUAUUGGUGAACCAAGCAAGCAGCUGAUGGAGGACAUGGCGGCGGCAGAGAAGGCUCGUGUGGCAGCACAACGAGAAGCUCUGGGAGAGACAGGACUCAAGGAGAAAGCAGAGAGAUUGAAAAAAGCAUCUCAGGAGAAUGAGGUUGCUCCACCCCCAGAAGUGGUUGCUCGCAUCGCCAUCCCUUCCACAUCAAGUAUCCUGUUCCACCCAUUGACCAUGAUUAGUAAUAGACGUCCUGGCAGUUUUGCUGACCCGCCUUUCCCAGUCACAGAUAUACCAUAUGCCUUCCAAUUUGACAACGUCUCAACCAUGUUUGUAAAGCUCACCGCUCUUCUAGAUACCAGUGGGUUGUCAGAGGAGCUAAAGCCGUACCUCAGCCUGUACCUGGAGGUGAUCUUCGAGUCUCCUGUCCUCAGAGAUGGAGUUCUUGUCCCACACGAGGUGGUUGUGGCCCAGCUGGCAUCUGACACUCUUGCCCAGUCCGCCUCAGUCGGGGUGAGUGGAGGGAGAUUCAGCGCAGGAGAUUUUGACCAACUCGCCUCAGUCUCCCUCAAGAUGGAAGCUGAGAAAUACACGAAAGGCGUUCGCUGGCUCCAUGAGAUCCUGUACAAGACACAGAUGAGCAAGGAACGUCUGGACAUUGUGGCCAAGAAGAUGAUCAACGAGGUCACAAGUAUGAAGCGCAAUGGUCGCAUAGUAACUCGUGAUCUGCUAAGAAGUAUCGUCUUCUCCAAAAAGAGUAAUCAUUUCUCCACCAACAUGGUGAGACAGCACCUGUUCUUGACGAAGCUGACUGAGCAACUCGCAUCUAAACCUGAUGAGGUAAUAAGCAAGAUGGAGGCCGUGCGCAAUAUGCUUACUAAUCCUGCCAACCUGCGCAUCCACGUGACAGCUGACGUCACAAAAAUUCCCACAAACCCCCAUACAGUGUGGAAGGAAUCCUUCCUUCCUGAACAAUCAGCAGUCAUCCCAAAAAGCUUACCUGAGGUAUCUCCUCCGAGUGCAUUUUUGGACAGGCCGCUGACCCAUGGCAAAAUCGUGGGCUUGGGCUCAGUGGAGUCAUCCUAUCUUAUCCAGGCAGCGUCUGGAAUAAGUACCUUUGACCACCCUGACCUGGCCUCACUCAUGGUCUAUCUGGAAUGUCUUAUUACCCUUGAGGGUCCUAUAUGGCGUCAAGUCCGUGGGCUGGGGCUCAGCUACCACUACAGCAUGCGUGUGGAGCCAUCCUCAGGCCUCCUGUACUUCAUCCUUGCGCGCUCCACUCAUCUCGUCAAGGCGUACCUCAAGACAAAAGAGAUUGUUGAUGGCUAUCUCUCCGGUGAGACUCUUAUCAGCGCCGGCGAGCUAGAGGCCGCCAUCAGCAGCGUCAUCUUCAGUAUCAUCAACCGAGAGAAGUCUGUGUCUAGUGUGGCUAGCGAGAGCAUGCUGGGAGAGUUCCGCGGAGUACAGCCUGGAUACAACAGGGACCUCCUCAACAAGGUAUCACAGGUCACCAUGAGCGACCUCGAGCGUGUUGGUCAGCGGUAUCUAGCUCCAUUGUUCGAUCCUGUGACGUCAUGGUGCGCUGUGUGCUGUAAUCCCUCCAAGGUAGACGAGAUCAAGCAGGGACUCAAGAGCCUCAACAAGGAGCUGAUUGUUGUCCCCUCACUCGAAGAGGAAUUUACUUGGGCCUAGGACUCCGCGACCAGGGAUAACGCAUUCAGCUUGACCUACGAUCUCACGGCCGCCAUUUAACGCAAUCACUCGUUAUAAUCAUUAGUUUAUUGGUUUAUCUGAGGAAAUGAGGGUUUUCCCUGCACAGAGACAGUAAUUCAUCUAUCUUAUAUAACAUUGAAUCUUCUCACCUCACCAUCGAUAGGUAUUUAUUUAUCAAUACAUAUAGGUUUUAUAACGAGGUGAAAAAUACCUUUUACACAACUUCUAUAACUCUGACAAUUUGCAAGUCCCCGGGUGUGACACCAUACAGGGGAUCUAGGAUAACUCCUUAUUUGGGUUUAACACCUUAUUUGGGAUAAAACACCUUGUUCACACCAUAUUAGCGUGAAACAUCGUAUACUGUACUGUUGCUGACAUUUUCGAGAACUUCUGUUUAGUAAAGCUUUUGAGUGUACCUAAUUAGUAGUGAGAGAGGUAAAAGAGGCUAGGGCUACUAAGCUUCUUUUCUUUAUUCGUGCUCGACUGAUUGUUUUUGUUAAGAGAGGCAAAAAAGGCCAGGGCUACUAAGCCACUUUUCUUUAUUCGUGCUCAACUGUUGCUUUUGUUAUUUUGCUGUCAGGGCGAGUCAAGCUAGUAAUAAUUAUUAUAAAUCAAGAUAAUAACAAGUCGAGCAAGUCCAGCAAGUAAUAAUUAUAUAUCCUUGUAUACCAAUGUAUCAACGCGCUAACCACAAAGCAUGAUUAAAAACUUAGAAACUGCAUUGGUGUGUUGUUUACUCACCAGAUAUUCAUCGAAACACCAAACCGAACGAUGAGUUGUUUACUCAGUAACCUUAUUAGAAAUUUUUUGAAUAAGUGUAAGCGAAUAACAUUUUGAAAAAAAGGUCUCUUACAUGAAUCCGCAUCAAUUAUGAGUUUGUUUAAAUUACUAAAGUACUUCUUUUCUCGUUGAGUGCAACAGUUAUCGGUAUUUGUUUAGAACUAAAUGUUUUACAUCAUCACUAGUAAAUCUGAAUUCCCCGAUACUAGCCUCCUUUUUGUCAAUUCGAAUGAAUCUCAGGCUAACUUGUACUUGCAGAGAAAAAUACCCAUCUUGAAGCCCCAUCCCUGCAACAAGGCAUUAAUUAGGCCGUGCCGUGAUGAUUUGCGCGCAAACUUGAGCGAUGGCUUUGUCCAGAUGUAACGAGAAUGCGCGAAAGUUUGUAACAAAGCGCGAGAAUUAGGAAGCAAAUAAACACAUGCUGCUAUACCAUAUAUGCGCUUGUUUAACAAGGUCUUCGCAUCUUUAGCUAAGCAAACCAAUUAGCAACUUAAUACUUGUCGGUAGUCCCUGUUGCCAUACCCUGUAGGAUCUGCUACACACGCUAAACCGACAAACUGCUAAACUCUAUAUCUCGCUUGUAUAACAACCUCUUUAGAAAGCAAAGCCAAUUAGGAACGACCUCCUAAGCUAAACCGACAAGCUCUCUAAUUCGCUUGUUUAACAAAUACUUAGGAACUUCAGUUAAGCAAACCUAAUUAGGAACUGCCUCCCAAGCUAAACAGACAAACCCUUUAAGGCGAGUAUCAAUUGCAAGGCAGCUGCAAGGAUUAUAAAGCUGCGGUCGACCUGCAUGUAUUCUGCACUCUGCAAGCAAGACUCUGACGUGACUGAGAAACAUGAAGGCCGUCUUUCUCGUCGCUGUAUUCCUGACUGUGACUCUGCUGACUUGUGAUAAAGCCUACGGCAUCAACCUGUUGUGGCACGGCAAGCGAGGCGCGGCUCAGAGGGAGUAUGCGGAGGUAAGGCGCUCAGUCUGCUUCUUGGCCAAACAAGCGCAAUGCGAUGACUACCCAUCAAACAACAGGAGAUGAGCUAUGACGUCACCUGCAUCACCAUGACAACCACAGAGAGUUAAAACGAGUCCCGGAACUUCUGUAUAACAAAACUACUAAGUUUUAUUAUUGUACUUGUUACAGGAAGAAAGUAAAGAUUGAACUAUGAA
Molecule: messenger RNA, 5058 nt
Organism: Nematostella vectensis (starlet sea anemone)
Lineage: Eukaryota; Metazoa; Cnidaria; Anthozoa; Actiniaria; Edwardsiidae
Exons: 24
Coding region: 9-3092 (1027 amino acids)
Molecular function (GO): metal ion binding
Source: RefSeq, a predicted model, not a curated record